Octopus sinensis (East Asian common octopus) is the source of this 6371-nucleotide messenger RNA. Its product is annotated as nuclear hormone receptor family member nhr-48. NCBI's taxonomy places the organism in Eukaryota, Metazoa, Mollusca, Cephalopoda, Octopoda, Octopodidae. Gene Ontology annotation, biological process: regulation of DNA-templated transcription. Bases 583 to 3738 code for a protein of 1051 amino acids. The record is from RefSeq and is a predicted model, not a curated record. Gene Ontology annotation, molecular function: nuclear receptor activity; zinc ion binding; sequence-specific DNA binding. The transcript is spliced from 11 exons.
GUCGAUAGUGCUUUGCCACUGUUAUUGUUGCUAGUUAUUAUCAACAGCAGUAGUGGUAGACCGUGGCGACGGCGACGGCAGUUAGUUAUUAGUGGUAAUAGUAGUAGUGGUAGCAAGCAAAGAGUCGGUGGUAGUAAUGUGACGGCGGGUCUGUCUGUAUCAGUAGCAAUGCUGUCUAAGUUAAGAUAGAGAGAGAGAGAUGAAAGAGACCAACCAGUCAGUUUAGUUAGUAACACCUGACUAGGAAAAAUUGUCUGCUGGAUUAUUUUACAUAUGGCAGACUGAUGAUAUAUCCAUGUCUGGAAACCCCGACUUUCAGUUCAUUGUCUUGUUGGAUUGAUGACAUUUUUGGAUGUAUCUAUAUCUUACAUGGGACCAGAACGUUGGAAAGCUUGUCAUAUAAGGACUACCAUACAAUUAGUAUAUUAUAAAGAAUAGAACUCAACAACCAGAUUACUGGAUAUUUUUGAUUCUUGCCGGCAACCGCUAUAGAAAGGACAUUUAACUGGUGACCUGAUAACUUCUGUCUUCCAAAGGAGAAAAAAAAUUUAAGGCUAGAGACUGAAGCCGCCUACUGCUGGAAUGGAAAGGCCUUCCAGCAAAGGGCAUACUUUAGCCUUAGAUGGGCCUUUAACAAAGACAAACACUAGUAAAAAUGAAGCUCUUGAAGAGAAUGGUGGUGAAGUAGUGACUAACGAAGGGAAUCUAGCUUAUACUAACACCAUACCCCCAAUGACAGACGACAUCUACACAAUGAACCGGCCUGCUUAUGAGCUGCAAGAAUGUAGUCGAACUAAUCAUCUUUCAUUAAUUGGUCAUCACAUUAUGGAAAGUCGUCCCACUUUUAAUGGAAACCUUCAAGAUCGGAAUCAUCGAUCAAUGACACCGGAUACUCAUCACCAACCCUCUGGACAUCAGUUGUUAGAUAACCAUUCUAGUUACAAUGAUGGGGUGCAGGACCGUAGCCAUCACUCUCUUACUGAUAAUGCUCAACACCACCAGUACCUAGGUCCUGUUCGUGCUACAUAUGAAUCAGGUUCCAAUCAGGUGCAUUCAGUUAACAGUGACAGCCAUCAAGUAUUGACUAACCGGCCUAAUUAUGAAACACUUAUAGACAGAAGACACUCUCUGCCAUCAGAUAACCAUAAUCAGAAAAUGAUGGACCUUGAUGAAGAGUCAAGUAAAGCUCUUUUACUGAAUGCUAAGCAAUAUUCACUCACAUCUAGCCUUAUUGAUCCUCAGAUGAUUAAAUAUGAAUAUCAAGAUUUGUCAGGAAAGGGGUCAAACCAGAAUGACAAUUUAAUAUAUAAAGAUGCUUUUGUUGGAUCCUAUGAUAAGAUGUUGUCACGCUCUUUAGAAAGUCAGGUACUGAAUCAAAAUGGCAUAGUGGAUUCUAUCUCCAAUGAAUUGUUCUAUCCAAAAGACUCACGUAUGUCACCAGAAGAUGUGGCUUUAUCAAAUAAAAUGUUGGUGUCAUCACCUUCCAUGAUGGUCUCUUCACCAUCAACAGAAAACAUGAUGGCGAGACAGGGACAUAAUGUUGGACUUGGAGAUGCUGAUGGAAGUAAAUUGACAGUUUAUCCUGACGAAAAUUUAGGUAGAAUGGAUACUGCUAUAAAAAUGGAGAUUCCAGUGAAUACUAGGCCUGUGAUGAGUUCAAAAAAUGGAACUAAAGCCCCCCUCUGUAAAGUCUGCGGGGAUGAGUCAUCGGGCUUCCAUUAUGGAGUUGAUUCCUGUGAAGGAUGUAAGGGAUUCUUCCGGCGCUGUAUAACACAAGGGAUGUCCCACAAAUGUGCUAAUGAAGAGAAAUGUGAGAUCACUCCAUUCACAAGAAAUAGCUGUCAGUAUUGUCGCCUUAAGAAAUGUUUUGCAGUUGGAAUGUCAAGAGAAGCAUCAAGACUUGGCAGGCGUCCAAAGCGUCUGAAAGAAGCCAACGGGGAAUCCAAAUCUCAUACUACAAACGUUCCUAUUGCUCCUUACCCAUUACCACUUAGUGGGAACCACAGAAGUAUGGCAGAUCUGCAGAAACUCAUUCAAACUAAUGGCAGCUUCAAGUCUGAACUCAUGCAAGCGUUCCUUGCUGCUGCCCAGGCCAGCUUUAAAGAGCACGCCAAUAACUCCAACUCAAGCCAUGCAAAUAAUAAGCCUGACCCUGCAGCAACUAACAGCAUUCCCAAUGGGGUAGAAUCUGGUUACUCCAGUCUGAAUAGCCCAGCCAGCAGCAGCAGCCAGUCACCUGUACAUCUACAACCUCAGCCCAACAACAACAACACUACCAGCAACACCACCACCACCACCACAGCUACAACUACCAACAGUAGUACAACCACUGCUCCAGCUAGUGCGAAUACUCCCAGUUGUUCCAAUAGCAACAGCAAUACUAACAACAAUGUAAACAAUAGCAGCGUUAGCAAUGGCACUCACACUAUUGCUGUCACUUGUAAUAAUAGCAACAUCAUUCAUUUGAAUGGUGUUAGAACCAAGACUGAACCAGUUGAAAACAGUACCCCCAGUACAGUGCAACCUAGUGUCUUGCCAACCAAUAUAAUAAAUGGUAUCACAACCUCAGCAUUAGUUCCCAAUGGUAUCUCAAAAGCCGCUGUAGCCAACGACAUCUGUCAUGUCCUUGCUAAUGGUGGUGGUGUUAUUAAUGGUAUAGCGGAUACCCUUCCUCCUGGUCCACCUAAUAAUGUCUGUAAUGGACUACAGAAUGGACUUACUGGUAGUUGCCCAGAAAGGUUGACUACUGUUAGCAGUAACAAGGACAUGAGCCCACCUGCCUUCGUUAUGCCUGAAACCCCCAACUCUACCUCAUCUGCAGCCCCCACGCCCCAGACCCCAACAUCUUAUGAGGAAUCUCAGCCAAUGAUAAAGGUAGAAUCAAAGUUUUCUCCCUGCAGUAUUGCAACUCAAAAACCUAUGACCAAAUUCCUAGAUAAAAUUAUUGAUGAGGGGCGACAGCAACCAACUGAAGCCAGGAGGAAGUUGAUUGAGCAGGUAACAAUAACAAUUGUUGAAGCUCACAGAGUUACUUGUCGAGUUACUCAUGAAGCUGUUUUGGAAGCCUAUACAAAAUGGGAAGAAAACAAAACCAAACUAUUGGAGGCUUUGGAUGGUAAGAAUAGUGCCUCAGAUCUUAUGUGGAGACAGUUUCUAACAAACAUGGUGCCUGAGAUUACAAAUGUUGUCCAGUUCUGCAAGCGGCUACCUGGUUUCUCUGAAAUUGACCAAGAGGACCAAAUCAAGUUGAUCAAGCAAGGAACCUUUGAGGUGAUGUUAGCAAGAUUUUGUAUGCUUGUUGACCACCAAAAUUAUACCAUGUUUGAUCCUGACAUGAAGAUGCAAUGUCCAAGGGAAGUAAUCCGGGAAAUGCCACUAGGAAAUUUUCUUGAAGAAUUCUUCUUAAUGGCAGAAACCUUUAAUCCAUUGAAGUUAUCUGAUCAGGAAAUUGGUCUCUUUACAGCUGUUUUGAUAAUUUGUCCAGAUCGUCAAAAUCUUUCUGGAGUUAAAGCUGUUUCUAAAAUACAGGGACUCUUUUUACAAGCAUUAUAUAAUGAACUGAAAGCUAACCAUAAAGAUUAUGAUACUUUGUUCAAUGACCUAAUCCGAACAAUUCCAAUGUUUCGCGAAUUUAAUCACCAGCAUGCCAUGUCGCUCAACAACAUUCGCAUGCGCUCGAUACACAGCCAGUUUGAUUUCCCCGAAUUACACAAAGAAGUUUUUGAUUACAAAGUGUAAUUCCAACACAGAAAAAGAAACACAGCCUUGUCUACAUAUUCACAUGAAAGGCAGAACGAGAAGAAUGGGACUUGGUAUAAACUACAGAAGGAAAGAAAAAGAAAAAAAAAUGCAAGGGAAACCAGGGAAUAUAGAGAAAUGCCGUCAAACUGCCAGGAUCUUCUGUGAAUUCUUCUUGCACUGAUCACUCACUCUGUGCAUGAAAAAAAAACCCUGUUAACCUUUCUGGAAGAGAGGUUUCUUAUUUUGUUGAUUUGAUAUUCAGAAUGGUAUAUAAUGGUAUAUAAAUUCAGGUGAACUGAUAAACUGACUACAAUUUACAUACAUACACAUGGACAUACGUAUAUAUGUGUGUGUGUGUAUAUAUAUAUAUGUAUAUGUGUAUAUAUAUAUAUAUAUAUAUACACAUCAACACAACUGACCAGCAAACUGGCUUUAAGUAUUGUAUUAUAAAAGACAUUUUUAUGUUAAUUUUUAAAAUUGUUUUCUUCCCUUUUUAUUCUAUUAUACCCUCAUGUGUUAUUCUCUCCUACUUCCCCACCCCCCAACAGAAUACAGAUAAAGCCAGUAGCCAUAUUAUGUAUUCACACAUAGAUUUUGUUCUGAUUCACAGAAUCAUAAGGUGUAUGUAUUUCUCUAUAGUUGUGUGUGAGUAUAAAUGUGCAUUCGCGUGCGAGUGUGUGUAUGUGUGUUUGUGUGAUAUGUAGACACACAUACACUUUCUAUGAAAAGUAAUUUUAUGUGAAUACUUGCAGCAAAAGACUUUAACAUUACAAAACCAGAAGGGAACCUAAGAUCAGUCAUUCCGUUAAUAAAAACUACCAUAUCUAUCCUUAUGGUAAUUCACUGCCAACUGAUGUUGUUGCCAGAGUCUGCACACUGCAAACAGCAAGCAGGUUGCAGAAUUGAUAUGAAAAGCCUCAAUAUUUAAAAUGUCAUCAUUGUUUUUUUAAUAUUUUCAUCAAAUUUUUUUUAUUUCCACUUUUUUCCUCCAUUAUGGGCUGAUCAUUUCCGUUUAUGGCUGCAAUUUUUUUUUUAAAUGACAAGUGGUGACUUUUUUUUGGUCUUAUUUUCAAAUGCUUAUUUCUAUUAUGAUUAUUAUUAUUAUUACUACUACUACUACCACUACUACUACUACAACUACUAAAUUACAAAUGAUAAAUAAAUCUUUCUUGUUAGCUGGAAACUGAUUGCACAAGCAUAUUUCUAUUAAAUGGGUUUGUUUGUACCCACUAACACAACACACACAUGCACACAAGAAAAUAAAAAUAUCAGGACAAAUUUUUUCUACAAUAAGGUUUCGAUUUUUUUUUCUUUCUUUUUUUUUCAUCUUUUCAAUCACAAAUAAAAACAAAAAAUGUUCUUUUUGUAAAUUUAUUUAACUAGAAAAGGGGAAGUGAUUAAAAUAUCAGAUUUUUAUCAGUUAUUUUGUACAUUGUGCUGUACAAUUCUUUCUCCCUUCAGAGUUAUUGAUUUAUUAUUAUCUUGAAACAUUUUGAUUAGCAUGAUAAUAAUGAUUGGAAUGUAGAAACUGCCAUAGCUUAACGUUGCAUAUCCUAAAUUUAUCAACCAGUGCUCAAUUUCUGAUAGAUUUAUUGAAAUUUUUAUCUGUAUCAUUCAGUUUAUGUAAACAAAAGCAACACUCUGCCGAGAAAGAAAAAGAAAAGGGAAAAAAAAUCUUGCCAAUAUUCUUUUAAAAGCAUUCAUGUAUAUGGCAGUCCAGUGGUAGAGUGGAUCUGGUUGAGUCCCUAUUCUCAACCAGUUAAUAGUAAUAUUAUAAACAACUCAUUCGUCAAGUCAUUUUAUUAAUAGAGGUUCCUCCAUAUUAAACAAAGUUUCGUAGUCAUCAUUAAAUUCUUGUUACUUUGGUCUGCAGUGGACUGAGUAUGUAAUAAUUGUGUGCAUGUAUGUGUAUGUAUGCCUGCCUGUCUGUCUGUACAUCUGAGAAGAUGACAAGUAUUGACAAUACUGGAUUCUUGUCUUACACAACCAAACGUUAUAUCAAACAAACGACUGGAUUUUUGUCUUGUUUUAUAAGCUCAGAAACCAUAUAUGCAUUGAAGAAGUCUUUUGUUUGCUUGCAUUAAAUACCAUACAUUUUGGUUCAUAUUUGAUAUUUUUAUAGAUCAUGCUUUUUUUUUCCUUCUUGGUAAUCUCUUUGCGAUGAGGGAGCAUCAAAGAGAACUCAGUAGAACAUGUAUAUGUGUGUGCAUGUAUGUAUGUGUAUGUGUGUGUUUCUCUUGAUGAAAUACUUUUUUUAAAGUUCUACUAUUUGUCUCACUAACUCAGCUAAAAUCACUGAAAAAACACACAGCAUAUAUAAGCUGUGUGUUGGCUUAAACUAAUCAAUCUCACAUUUUUUUUUACUUUCUAAUAUAUAUUUUUUUUUAUUAUUGUUACAACCUUUCUCUCACCCCCAUUCCUACUACCAUAAACAGAAGUAAUCUGUUUAUUUUAUAUUCCCUCUCCCCACCCCCACCAUUUUGUGUGUUGCCAGCCACUCACCAGCAGUUACAAAAAAAAAAUUAAAAUAAAAAAAUAUUAAAUAUAUAGGGGUUAUAUCUUUUAUUUUAUUUUUUGUCUUUUUUUUUGUUUUUACAUUUAAAAUAAAAAAAAUUUUUUCUUUUUAAAAA